This is a messenger RNA of Quercus lobata, 567 nucleotides long. RefSeq lists its product as uncharacterized. Gene Ontology annotation, molecular function: nucleic acid binding; RNA-DNA hybrid ribonuclease activity. Bases 1 to 567 code for a protein of 188 amino acids. NCBI's taxonomy places the organism in Eukaryota, Viridiplantae, Streptophyta, Magnoliopsida, Fagales, Fagaceae. The record is from RefSeq and is a predicted model, not a curated record. The transcript has a single exon.
AUGGAGGAGUAUAAGGCAACUAAUAAGAGUAUGGCUAGCACAGCAACGCAGGUUGAAGGUAGAGGUACAUGGGCUCCACCUCCAGAAAAUGUUUUCAAAGUUAAUGUCGAUGGGGCUAUUUUUACAGGUCAAAAAGCAACGGGUGUUGGAAUGAUUAUCAGAGAUGACAAGGGUAGGCUUGAGGCUGCAAUGAGCAAGAAGAUAAAUGCUCCAUUGGGUGCUGUAGAGGCAGGGGCUAUGGCUUAUGAAACAGGUUUGAUGUUUGCAAAGGAUAUAGGCAUUCAAGACUUUAUCAUUGAAGGAGACUCACUUGUUAUCCAUCAUGCCUUAUGUGAAGCAUCCACCCCGCCCUCCUCUGUGGCUGCUGUAGUACAAGGAAUGAAGGAAAUAUGUAGGGAAUUCUGUGGGGUUGAGUUUUCUCAUGUUAGGAGACAGGGCAAUAAACCUGCCCACCUCCUAAUUAAACAUGCUUUUGGCAUUGUUGACUUCAUUGCUUGGAUUGAAGAAAAUCCUUACUUUCUUGAGCAAGCUCUUAUCUAUGAUGUAACAAGUUCAUCUACCUUUUAA